GGAGCACGUGGUCAUCUUUGGUCCUGAUGCUGUGACCGCUUUCCUCCGCACGCGCCGCGCUUUUAGGGGUGUGUUCACCGUGUACUAGCAAGUCUGGAUCGGAAUUUUCCUCAGCCUGCCAGGCCGACUGCACGGCAAAAUAUGUAGGCUAGAAGGACACAGAGGACGGCGCGACUCGGUGUAGGCGGGUAAAUGGGAAAUCUGAUGGGCAGUUUGCGCUACAAGGAGCCGAGAACUGUGGAGGAAUGCGACUCGACAUGGGAGUCAGAUUCGGAAAGCGACGAGCAGCCGGGUGAUGAGGACAGCGGGAUAUCGGAGUGUGUCAGCCGGUUUGAGACAGGGAGAUGCGGCGAACAGGCGAACAUGUCCCCGAAGCUCUCUGACUCUAAGUCCAGCACCAAGAUGAAGAGGAGUUUUUAUGCUGCAAAAGAUCUUUACAAAUAUCGCCACAGCUACCCGAACUACAAGGCGCCCCGGCUACCUAAUGACUACCGCAACCUCCGCUUCUACCUGAACAAGAUCCCUCUAAUACCAGACGGUAUCUUCAUUGAGGAGAUCCUGACCAAAUGGAGAGGAAAUUAUGACAAACUGGAGCACAAUCACACCUACAUACAGUGGCUUUUCCCUCUGAGGGAGCAAGGGCUCAACUUCUAUGCUCAAGAACUCACUCAGGAGGAGAUCAAGGAAUUCCAAAGCACUCGGGAGGCCAAGCGGCGAUUUCUGCUGGCGUACACACUCAUGCUAGAUUUUUACGGGAUCAAACUCCUGGAUAAAAGUGGAAAUGUCGCCCGAGCUUCCAACUGGCAAGAACGCUUUCAGCACCUCAAUGAGUCCCAGCAUAACUAUCUGCGGAUCACGCGCAUCCUCAAGUCUCUGGGUGAGCUGGGCUUCGAGGCCUUCAAGGCCCCCCUGGUGCGUCUGCUGCUGGAUGAGGCUCUGUGCCGGGGCACCCUGCCCAACAUGUUGCACAGCACCCUGGAGUAUUACGUCUACACCAUCCGCCUCCGCUCCCACCGCCGCAGUCUGCUCCGGUACGCCCGCCAGCACUACCAGCCGGCCAACACCUUCCUCUGGGGGGCCCCCGGCCAGGAGGAGAGGAGUUGAGGCAGGGCCAGGAGGCAGGGUGGCAGAACCCACCCCAGAGAGGGAGAGGAGAGGAGGAGACCCCCAUAGGGCUCGUAGUCCACUUACG
This is a messenger RNA of Salmo salar (Atlantic salmon), 1192 nucleotides long. RefSeq names its product opioid growth factor receptor-like protein 1. Gene Ontology annotation, molecular function: opioid growth factor receptor activity. The record is from RefSeq and is a predicted model, not a curated record. Gene Ontology annotation, cellular component: membrane. Lineage: Eukaryota; Metazoa; Chordata; Actinopteri; Salmoniformes; Salmonidae.